AUGGAUACCUACGCUCUCAUUUUGCUCUAUAAAAAAUCGGCUGACAACUCAUUUGAUGAUGCUCAAAUUCGUUUAAGUACAGUUUUCGAACGACUGGCGAGCUUCGAUGAUCGGCAAUGUUGUUUCGAUUAUAUUGAAUCUUCCAUUGAUAUUAGCACACCCAUAUUUCUGAUUUUAUUCAAUCAGAAGAAUGCACAGAUUUCGGUAACCACGAGAAAGAUCAGGACAAUCUAUCGCAUGCACUCAGAAACUCUGUCACCGCCAUCAUCAUUACAGCAACACUUUUACAAUGUCGAACAAGUAAUAAUAUCUCUACGUCGAGAUAUUCGUGCAUUGAUCGAUGAUUUGCCUUUCAGCAUAAUUCAAAAUUCUGUUCGACAACUAGAUCCUAUGCGUGCAUCAUAUACAUCCCUCAUGGGAUUUAUGGAUGUUUUCAUCAGUCUGACACGUAAUGACGAUCGAAAAAUAUCGCAACGGGAUUUCUUGGCCAGUUGUCGUGCUGCCUAUAUAGGCUCGUCAGUACAAUUACGGGCGAUCGAUCAAUUUGCUCAAGAAUAUCAAUCAUUUGGACAAGCCAUUGGAUGGUAUACACGUGAUUCAUUUGUCUAUCAUCUAGUGAAUCAAGCAUUGCGUUCACAGAAUCCUGAUAUAAUUCACAAAUAUCGCUUUUUUAUCCAUUGUUGA
This is a messenger RNA of Rotaria socialis, 684 nucleotides long. NCBI's taxonomy places the organism in Eukaryota, Metazoa, Rotifera, Eurotatoria, Philodinida, Philodinidae. The record is from the annotation of a GenBank genome assembly.